UCCCCUACUAAAAAUAUUCAAACUAUAUUAUAAAAACUUUGCAUAAUUAUUUUCUUAGCUACCACAUGGAGUGCUACAACAACACUUUCUCAUAUUCUUCAGGGUCAUCUUCAAAAACAAAGGAGAAAAAGGAAAAGGGUGUGAAAAAAAUCAAAACCAAAAGAUCAUCGGUGAAACUUUCAACUGAUCCACAAAGUAUUGCUGCUAGAGAAAGAAGGCAUAGAAUCAGUGACAGGUUUAAGAUUCUUCAGAGUAUGGUUCCUGGUGGGAAUAAAUUGGAUACUGUUUCUAUGUUGGAAGAAGCUAUUCAUUAUGUUAAGUUUCUUAAGACACAGAUUUUGCUUCACCAAACAAUGAUUAACUUUGUUGAUGAUUUUGAUGAGUCAUCAUCACAUAUGUUGCUUCCUCAAGAUAAUUAUUAUUCACCAAAUGAUAACAUUGUUCAGCAUAACACUUUUGGUUCAGUUGAGUCUAUGCAGAAUUUGCCACAGUUACCACCAGAUCAGUUCUGUUUUCAAGGUGAUCAAGAUACCAAAACCAUGUUUAAUAUCACUAUGAAAUAUUAAUUAAUUAGCCACCUUAAUUAAUUAGUGUUUCUAUUUUAAGUUUUUUUUUUCUUCUACUAGUUAUAUUAAUUAGAUGUGAACUUUUGUAAGGGUUAAAAUGAUAUUCCAUUUGGUCAUUAUUAUAAGUAAAAGUUCACUUUUUAAGGUUAUUGAUAACUGAUGUAUCUGGUUUAUAAUAUAAGUCAGAUACAUAAAUUUUUCAAUGAAUCUAAAAGGUUAGUUUUUUGUUUAUAAUAAUGACCGGAAGAAGUAUAUAUUCUAUGAGUUAGUGAGUAAUGAUAUUAAUGUAGUGAAAGUUGAAUGUAGAUUUUGCAUGUAAUUGUUGUUGCAAACUAGUGAAGAGUCUUUGUCUAUCAAAAAACAAUUUUAUGUAGUAUGUGCCAAUAUGCUCAUGUAUG
Molecule: messenger RNA, 964 nt
Organism: Trifolium pratense (red clover)
Lineage: Eukaryota; Viridiplantae; Streptophyta; Magnoliopsida; Fabales; Fabaceae
Product: transcription factor bHLH140-like
Exons: 1
Coding region: 66-566 (166 amino acids)
Biological process (GO): regulation of DNA-templated transcription
Molecular function (GO): DNA-binding transcription factor activity; protein dimerization activity
Source: RefSeq, a predicted model, not a curated record